Trichoderma harzianum CBS 226.95 is the source of this 945-nucleotide messenger RNA. RefSeq lists its product as hypothetical. Lineage: Eukaryota; Fungi; Ascomycota; Sordariomycetes; Hypocreales; Hypocreaceae. The transcript has 3 exons. Bases 1 to 945 code for a protein of 314 amino acids. The record is from RefSeq and is a predicted model, not a curated record.
AUGCCACGUCUCGCUGGCAUUGCUAACUUUAAUCCUGACAAAGACAUCCCGUCUCUGAGCGGCAAAGUUGUCCUUGUCACUGGAGGAACUGCCGGUUUGGGGAAGCAGUCCAUUCAGGCUCUUGCAAAACAUGACCCUGAGCACAUUUACUUCACUGGUCGUAACCAAAAAGCGGCCGACGCUGUGAUGAAUGACAUCAAGGCAGAGAAUUCAGGUGUGGGAUUAACUUUUCUAGAGAUGGAUUUCGGUUCUCUUGAGUCAGUACGGGCGGGCAUCAGUCAAUUUGCACAUGACCGAUUGGAUAUCCUCAUGUGCAAUGCAGGUGUUAUGGCAGUGCCUCCAGCAGUAAGCAAAGAUGGAUUUGAGAUCCAUUUUGCAAUCAACCAUUUGGCCCAUGCCAUGAUUAUACAUGAACUUUUACCAGUUCUUACGCGAACUGCGGAGAUGUCGAACUCUGACGUGCGAGUCGUGUGUCUGACAUCAGAAGGGUGGAAAGGACACCCACCCAGCGGCAUCUCGUAUGAUAAAGUGCGAACAGAGAAAGGUGGAAUGCCAAUUUGGCUAUUAAGAUACGGCCAAUCCAAAUUUGCGAAUCUUGUAUAUGCGUCGGAACUUGGGCGUCGAUUUCCGAAGAUCAUGGCAGUCUCAGUUCACCCUGGAGUUGUGAAAACAGAUUUGGUAAACAGCCUAUCUUUUGCAGACUCCGCCUUUUUACGUGUUUCAAACUUCAUCCUUGGCACUUCCAUCCUUACGCCAGAAGAGGGUGUUCUCAACCAGUUAUGGACAGCUGCAGGAGCAAACCGAAAUGAGCUUGUUAACGGAGCAUACUACAGGCCGGUGGGAGUAUUGAGCAACGGCGACGUAAGCAAGGACAAGAUGGCUAUGAAUGAAGAGGUAGCUCACAAACUCUGGACCUGGACGAGUGAAAUACUCGACAGCAUCUGA